AUGGAUGAGCAGCACUUGAGCCACGACCAAUUCUUUGAGAAGCUCAAUGAGCUGUUUGGUGCCCGUAAAGGCAGCGAUCACGGGGCCAUAUAUCUCACGCAAAAACGACGUGAGCUCUCACAUACAGCCAUCGUACUCUAUAAAAGGCAGCUUGUUAACACUUUUACAGUCACAUAUAACAGCGGCAGUAUGUCGGUAGCGGCAGAUGGUGACUUUGAGGAUCGUCAUCCCUCGAAGCCUAUGCCUGUCAUCGUCAGGGCUACAAACGGCAAAUCCAAAAGAGCCAAGUCGAGCAAGAUCAAACUGUCCACAGUGGUCCAACCACAUGACCUAGAGUCGUUCUACCUUCGUUAUGCAGAAGUUUGCAAGGCCGGCAUGGCGGCGUUGAAACCCCGGGAUCGCAGCAAGAAUAAGGCCAAAGCCAAGGCAAAGAAGAAGAAGACAGCGGCGUAG
Cordyceps militaris CM01 is the source of this 453-nucleotide messenger RNA. RefSeq names its product Signal recognition particle, SRP9/SRP14 subunit. Bases 1 to 453 code for a protein of 150 amino acids. The transcript is spliced from 2 exons. Gene Ontology annotation, molecular function: endoplasmic reticulum signal sequence receptor activity; 7S RNA binding. Gene Ontology annotation, biological process: SRP-dependent cotranslational protein targeting to membrane. Lineage: Eukaryota; Fungi; Ascomycota; Sordariomycetes; Hypocreales; Cordycipitaceae. Gene Ontology annotation, cellular component: signal recognition particle, endoplasmic reticulum targeting. The record is from RefSeq and is a predicted model, not a curated record.